CGCAUUCAAUGUCGUCAUCAAAAUUCGCCAGUGUGUUUCCCUGGGUUUCCGGUGUUUGUUUCGGUUGAAUCGACGUACCAUUUUCUAUGUUUUAUAUAUUUGUUAAAUCCGUUUAAUGUGGUCUACAUGCUGCUACGUUAUGUAGACUACUUACCAACAACAGAUUGAAGCUGACCACCGAUGUCAGGGUGUACAACCACAAACUUACGGCGUGUGUUUGGCUAGCAGUGGCCACGAGAGCAACUCUGCAACAAGGUUUGUGAUGACAGUGUGCAGCCAUGAAUGGCCUGAUCAGAUUCACUGCUGCCAAAGAGACAAGUGGGUGCUGGCUGGGAAGCGACAGGAGGAGGCGCCUGGAAGACUGGCAGAGCAUUAAAAGUGGAGAGGAGGCCAGGCAUUUUUACCAGAGUCUUAUAGAGGAGGGAAGCACAGCGAGGGAGGGCAGGAGGGAGAAGAGGAGGAGGACCACCGACCCUGAAAGGGCGCACGGCAGCAGGAGGGAGCAGCCCCGCCCCACCGCCGUGGCCUCUGAGAGGGACGGACACAGGCUGCUGAAAUGCGCCCAAGAAGGAGAUCUGCCUGGACUCAGGGAGCUACUGGAGAAGAAGGGAUGCGACAUAAACUUUAAGGACACGUAUUACUGGACGGCCAUCAUGUGCGCAAGCUAUGCGGGGCAGCGGAGGGCCGUGAGGCUUCUUCUGGACAAGGGCGCGGCUUGGGUCGGGGUGGUGGACACUCAGGGUCGAGACGCGCGCGACUUGGCUGACCAAGCUGGUCACGUGGAGGUGGUGAGAGAGCUGGAUAGCUAUGGUGUUCGUUCAGACACGCCCAGAAACACAAGAAGUGUCUCUGCCUCCCAGCCCCAGUGGUGUUCGGUCUGUGGGACCCAGUACAGCGAGAGCAUGGAAACACACCAGAGCUCCACUCUACACCAGUUCAGCCUGCGUCGACCUCCACCCACCCCCCAGUACUGCCUUCCCCCCUCUAGCGCCGGCUACCGCAUGAUGCUCCGUGAGGGCUGGGACCCAAGGGUGGGGCUGGGGCCUGAGGGGGUGGGCCGAAAGGACCCCAUCCAGACGGUGCUGAAGAGGGACCAGGGAGGGCUGGGCUACGGCCCCGCCCCCAAAGCCCGCGUCACGCACUUCAAGGCCAAGGACGCGCAGGCAGUGAAGCGGGUUCCCAAGGGCCGCAUGGAGAGAGGGGCCACACUGGGACGCAGGGCUGAGAGGAGACAGGAAGAGAAGGACAGGAACUGGGAGCGGGACUUUCGCACAUCCUUCGAUCUUUAAUCUGUUUUCCAACAUAAAUGUACAUUCUAGUUCAAGUGGGAUUGUCUGGCAAAGGUGCUACCUCUUUUACAUGCAUUUAUUUUAAUAAAACAAUUGGUUACUUUAUGUUACAAGUAUAUAUUUUUUGAUUCAGCGAGCAGCUAAACAUUUCUGUGUGAUCAGUGGCACAGUAGGGUGAUAGUACUUGAUUUUUCAAGACCCAGUGUACUGUAACAGACUGCCUAAUGCUGUCAGUGAUUGGAAGCAUCUUCAGGUUCAUCUUGCAGCUCAAAGGCAUUACUCCUGUUUAGAGUAGUUCAUAUUUCUGUGACAAUAUAUUUAUCUAAAAAAAAAAAACCUUUGAUUUGAAAUAUGAGGGGGCUAAGAAAUGUGGAUUGUGUAAAGGAGUCAUGUUCAUAGAAAUAAUGAGUUUGUGUAGUUUAAAGUAAUUGUUCAGAGAAAAGAAAAUAUUAGUUAUGGUAGUUAUUUUACUAGUUACUGGGAGUUAUUUUGUGGUCUUAAAAAAAUAUU
Molecule: messenger RNA, 1799 nt
Organism: Anguilla anguilla (European eel)
Lineage: Eukaryota; Metazoa; Chordata; Actinopteri; Anguilliformes; Anguillidae
Gene: gpank1
Product: G patch domain and ankyrin repeats 1
Exons: 3
Coding region: 279-1289 (336 amino acids)
Molecular function (GO): protein binding; nucleic acid binding
Source: RefSeq, a predicted model, not a curated record